GCAAACUAAUGAAGCGAUAAUCGUGUACAAAAUAUACAUUUUUGUGAGCUACAGUAGCUCGUUAGCCACAUAAAUAGCCUGAAAACUGUUUUAGCAAGUUCUAGCAUUCUGUUCCGCGACAUCAUCAUGCAGGACGAGAAAUCCAUGACGUACAUAUAUAAAUGACUCGUCUCAGCGACAGCCAAUAUCGAAAUCCCAACCAAAUAAUAACAGAAAACGACUAAAAUAACUUAUUUCAAUAUAUCUUGAGAGACAUCUGGCUAACCUACUAGAUUACGGGGCUGUAAAAUGUGCAAUUGCGCAUGCGUUGAAACCGUGCCUUUUAGUUUAUUGAACGAGACUGUUGAAAGCUUUAAGUUAUAAUGUUGCAGGAAAAAGGUAUAAAGUUAUCGAACUGUAUGUCGAAGGCUACUUAAUCUAUUUAAAUAUAUUAACUUUUUCUGCGAAAUGCUAUUCUCCCAAAUAGCAACAAAUUACACUGAAGAGCGAUACACUUCUCUCCUAGAAGUAAAAAUGUGUCGGUGCCAUAUUCUGUUAAAUAAUAACAGUACGUGACUCACUUGCCUGAAGCGAAAUAUUCAUUAUCGUUAAGACCUUUGUUACUUUCACAACAACCGCAACUGCAGAACUUUUUGAAUGACACAUCGUCAUAUCAGUGUGCUGAUAAAAAUGAAUACACAGGAAAGAACGCAGAACAGCUGUCUACUAUGAGGUUCAAGUGGAGACGGAGCAUCUUGCUCUUAGCAGUUAUACUUGUAUGCAUUUACGAAAUUACUGGUCAAUCAUGUGAUGGACAGUGUGGUGAAACACAGGGGACGUGUUCAUGUCAUGCAACAUGUGUAUCCCUUCUGACCUGCUGUGGAGACUACAGGCAGUACUGUCUCCAGAUCUCCCCUUACUCAGGAACUAUGAUGGGUGGAAGUGUCUUCUCUAUCCUCAAUGCCACCUUCUAUCCAAGCAAGCAAGAGCAGCUCACCUGCAGGUUCAGGGGUGAGAUAGAGACAGUGGGCUACACAGACGGAGAAGGCAGAGGUUACUGUGUCUCCCCCUUACUGUUCCAGAGUGGAUGGCUUCCCUUUGACGUCUCUACAGAUGGACGGAACUUCAACAGUUCUGGAGAAUACCUGUCAGUCCACCCAAGUAAAAUGGACGCUGCAUUUAAAGUGACGCUGGUGAAUUCAACGCAGUGGCAAUACUACGGCACCCCCAACACAGCUGGAACUCUGAGGAUGACAUGGAGCCCUUCUCUGAUUGGAGACAAGGACAGAGUCAACAUAGAACUAUGGGGGUACAGAGAGGUCAAUACCUCUACUACUGAUACUACAUGGGAGGAAGAGUUGCCCUCCCUGAGGGCAGAAUGGAUCUACCUGUACUCUCUCGGUAAAGGCCUGGCCAACAGCGGCAGUUUCAGCUUCACCCCCAAGUCUUCCGAGAAGCCCUACUCUGACUGGGAGGUGGGGAGUGUCAGAGUGAGCUCCAGUAUCUACUCAGAUGGAGCCAGGAACGUCAAGGCUGUGUGGAGUGGGGCCCAUGCCUUGGCCUGGCACCUGGAGGAGGCCUUCAGGCAGGACUCAGCAGCCUGGGCCCUGGACAGGUGCCUGGCCUGGGACAUCCUGGAGAAGAGUCUCCCUAACUUCCUGGAGGAGGUGGUGGACUGUCCCUGUACCCUGGCCCAGGCCCGCGCAGACACCGGCAGGUUCCAUACUGACUACGGCUGUGACAUGGAGAAGGGGAGUGUGUGUACCUACCACCCUGGUUCUGUACACUGUGUCCGAGCCGUACACGCAAGCCCUGUGUACAGAGCAGGACAGCAGUGUUGCUAUGACAGCACGGGGGCCCAGGUUCUGACAGGGGACUCGAUUGGAGGCAGCACCCCAGAUCGGGCCCACGACUGGGGCUCCCCUCCCUACAGAGACCCCCCUCGGAUCCCCAGCCUUUCCCACUGGAUGUACGACGUCCUGACAUUCUACUACUGCUGUCUGUGGUCUGACCACUGCCAGGUGUACUUCACACACAGACCCUCAAGUGGCUGUAGACACUACACACCACCUACAGCUGGUGCAGUUCUAGGGGACCCUCAUUUUCUAACGUUUGAUGGUGUGAGGUACACCUUCAAUGGGAAAGGAGAGUACUACCUGGUUCUCUCACCAGACAGAGGGCUCAGUGUUCAGGGCCGGACAGAGCAGGUGAAACUAGAGAACGGUACAUUAUCCAAGGCUACCAGGCUAUCGGCGGUGGCUAUGAGGGAGAGGAGCUCUGAUGUCAUAGAGGUGCGCCAGGCAGAGCAGCAGAACCAGCUGGAGGUGUUGAGGAACCAGCAGGUCCUCUCCUUCACAGAGCAGUCAUGGAUGGACCUUCAUGGGGUGUUCCUGUACUCCCCAACACCACAGAACGUGACCGUCAUGUUCUCCUCUGGCGUGGGGGUGGAGGUACGGGGGCGAGAGGGGGGCGCCAUGGCCGUCACCGUGCUGCUCCCCUCAAACUACACCAACCUCACCCAGGGCCUGCUAGGACAGAUGAACUCUGACCCCUUAGAUGACCUCCUGACCAGCCUAGGAGGUGUCGUCUCCCCAGACAACACCAGUCCUGAGGAAAUCUUCACCUUCGGAGCCAGCUGGAAAACCUCCAACGAGACGUCUCUGUUCACUUACGACACUAAGUACCUGUUGGACACGUACUACUACGUGAAACACGACCCAGCCUUCGUCCCGGCCUUCUCUGUGUCCGAAGACCCAGCUGACCCUCUGGUGGGGGACAUGCUGAAGAUGUGUUUCGGUGAGGGGGCCCAGUUCUGCAAGUACGACACCCUGAGCACCCGUAGUCUGGUUGUGGGUAACGCCACACUCCUGUCCUUCAAAAGUCACCAGACACUCAUGCAGGACCUGGAGGCUGUGGUGUCCUGUGGGUGGCUGGCCUCUCCGAGGUACGGUGAGAAGAUAGGUACACGCUACCUAGAGGGUUCGACAGUGAGCUUCACCUGUAACAGUGGCUACGUUCUGUAUGGAUCACCAGAACGCACCUGUCUACCCAGCGGAGAGUGGACUGGAGAGGAAGCCUCCUGUAUCUCUGAUAAUGUCCUAGGAGUGGUGCUGGGUUCUGUGUUUUCCAUAGCUACUCUGAUAACCAUGGGGGCGAUGGUCAAUCUACACUUCAGGAAACAGAAAAGAGAAAGACAAGAGAGGCUGGAUGGAAAGGUGAUAUCUGAACAGAGUUGAUGUCCUCCAGUGUAACUCUCCCUGUCCAGGAUAUUUUUAAAUGAACCGACAAUUGCAUCACCCUUAAGCUGGCAUCAACAUGCACUAAUGUAGGUGCAAAUUAUGUUUUCUACACCAUGUAGAAUUUUUGUGGAUCAGGGAUAAUGCAUUUUCUUCAUGGUGUAGUACAUGUGUACAUUGCACUGUAGAUUACUUUAAAUAACGGUCUGUAAAUGAAGGCUUACAGAGCAGGCCUGCUUGGUUUGUUCACGGUCUGUAAAUGAAGGCUUACAGAGCAGGCCUGCUUGGUUUGUUCCCAGUCUGUAAAUGAAGGCUUACAGAGCAGGCCUGCUUGGUUUGUUCACGGUCUGUAAAUGAAGGCUUACAGAGCAGGCCUGCUUGGUUUGUUCACGGUCUGUAAAUGAAGGCUUACAGAGCAGGCCUGCUUGGUUUGUUCACAGGACUUUUCCUAGGACUAAAUGUUAUGUUCUUUUGCCGGGAAACAAUAUUAUGUGAAUACUUUGAGGUCCCGUCUAUGUUAUCACUCCAUGUUCCUAUUAACUUAGAAUGGUCCCAGAUGUACACUCUCUUAGGUGUUUAGAGUCAAUCUCCUGAUCGUUUUAAAAGGUUGAAUGACUUUGACCAGUAAUAUAGCUCAUGUGUGUGGGCUCACUGCCUUUGUUCAUUCCAUUCAAUGGUUGAGAAAAAGUCAUUCGAAAGAACAUGCCACCAAAUGGCUGACAAUUGCACAAUAGCAAAGCUCAUGCUUUUUCUAUCUUCAAAUGAAGUAGAAGUAUUGAAUAAUGAAUAGAUACUGUGGUACAAUAAUAUUUGAAUGUAAUUCAUUAAAGGGAAAUAAAUACAGU
Molecule: messenger RNA, 4060 nt
Organism: Salvelinus namaycush (lake trout)
Lineage: Eukaryota; Metazoa; Chordata; Actinopteri; Salmoniformes; Salmonidae
Product: sushi domain-containing protein 2-like
Exons: 15
Coding region: 708-3215 (835 amino acids)
Source: RefSeq, a predicted model, not a curated record